AUGUACAUUUCAAAAAAUAUGGCUCGCCCCAGCAUCAUCGUCUCCAUGCUCGUCCUGUCGCUCACCGGAACCGCACUCGGUAGAGCGCCCUUUUUUGGCCGGCAGCAACCACAUACGGCGACGGACUGCGCGCGCGUCGAUGGCCCGACCUCCUUGACCUGGCUUUUGCAAGAUCAACCCUUUGAACAGGAGGAUCCGUCCGCCUUCUUCUACGUCAAUCAAGAUAUUGACGCGUCAGGAAACAAGGCGAACAGAGUCGCGCAACUCGUCACCUUUGGCGGCGUUCAGGGAGAGCAAGGAUCGACCGAGUGCCGCCUCCUCUUCACCAUGCCCGAGGACUCGGAGAGCUGGGAGCUGAUCCAGCACGAGGGCGCCACCACGAUGCGCGUGUACCGCGUCCCCAGCCACGAGGGGGACGAAGUCAUUCAGCAGAAGCAGAAUCUUCUGGGCACCGUCCAGGUCAAGCCCGGAACGCAGUCCAUAGACCUCGGCCAGUGCGACGGCAGUGGCAGCUUCGUCUUUGAGCUUGGCGACGCAGGACGCAGUCGCGUCGCCUUCCGCCAGGCAUCCUAUCCGACAGAAGGCUUUGGCGUCUUCAUGGCUCACGCGUGCCCGAUCCCUAGGAGGACCGAGUCCGAGGACCUGUGA
This is a messenger RNA of Colletotrichum orchidophilum, 648 nucleotides long. RefSeq lists its product as uncharacterized. The coding region runs from base 1 to 648 and encodes 215 amino acids. Lineage: Eukaryota; Fungi; Ascomycota; Sordariomycetes; Glomerellales; Glomerellaceae. The transcript has 2 exons. The record is from RefSeq and is a predicted model, not a curated record.